Molecule: messenger RNA, 2247 nt
Organism: Opisthorchis viverrini
Lineage: Eukaryota; Metazoa; Platyhelminthes; Trematoda; Opisthorchiida; Opisthorchiidae
Exons: 9
Coding region: 67-2247 (726 amino acids)
Cellular component (GO): mRNA cleavage and polyadenylation specificity factor complex
Molecular function (GO): protein binding
Source: RefSeq, a predicted model, not a curated record
GUGGUGGUGCAGAGGCCGCUGCGGUUCAUAAUCAUCAACAACGCUCAUGAAUCACAGAUUCGCUGCAUGAAGUGGUCGCAUAAUGAAGAGUGGCUCCUUACAGCAGAUCAUUCCGGCUACGUCAAGUACUGGCAGGCUAAUAUGAACAAUGUGGAGAUGUAUCAAGCUCACAAAGAACCGAUACGCGGCGUCAGAAAUCCGGUGACUCAUUUGACUGAACUUGCUCAUUUUUUGCAUGCCCCGUGGCUUUGUUACACGAAGUUGCGUUUAGUUGCUUUGACUGCUCUGUACUCUACGGCUGCCGACUGGUUCAGCCUAAAAUACAGCGGUUCUUCUGAAUUCUUAAGCACAAUAAAGAUCUUAUCUCUUGUUUCUGCAUGGGGUAUCCUUUCUGUUCAACAAUGUUUGGAGUCGAAUACCUCCAACAAUGUCAACCUCCAAUUGUUGACCCGUUUCUGCCCUUUCGACAAUAAAUUCGUUACCUGCAGUGAUGACUCCACUGUUCGUAUAUGGGAUUUUCAUCGCUGUGCGGAGGAACGUGUUCUUCGAGGCCAUGGGUCCGACGUGCGGAGUGUGGCGUGGCAUCCCACAUUAUCACUUAUCAUUUCGGGUAGCAAAGAUGCACAACAACCGAUCAAGCUCUGGGACCCAAAAACGGGCGAAUCUGUGACAACCAUGUACAUUCACAAGAACACAUGCACUGAUGUAGCAUGGAACGACAAUGGCAACUGGUUCCUCACAGCUUCAAGAGAUCACCUCAUCAAGUUGUUCGAUCUAAGGAACUUGAAGGCCGAACUGCAAACUUUUCGAGGACACAAGCGGGACGUAAUGCGGGUCGCGUGGCACCCUUUCCACGAGUGCCUUUUUGCCAGUGGAAGCGCUGAUGGCUCUAUCUUUUACUGGUUGGCAGGAACGGACACGGAACUGGGUGCUGUUGAGAAUGCACACGAAAGCAUGAUAUGGAGUCUUGCUUGGCAUCCAUUGGGUCAUAUAUUGGUAUCUGGUGCGAAUGACUUUGCUACAAAGUUUUGGACACGGAAUCGUCCAGGUGAUAUGUUAAAGGAGACCGCCAGUAGUGCAGCAACAGAGAGUCUUCUGCAGGCUGUCAAUCAUGGAGUCAAUGAUACUGAGACAGCGGAUCAUUUGAGUCUAACUAAUGACCUAUUGAAAGCCUUAGCAGAUUCCACUUUGCAAAACGGCAUCAUUGACAUUACUGAAGAGAAGGCCUUUGUAAACAACCCGGACGAUAUUUCGGCCGUUGAGAUACCCGGUAUCAACGAGGGAAGUGUGACGGACUUGAACCUAACUGACUUUGGGGACGAUUCUGAUGAACGUGACCGGAACAAAAUGCGCAACACCCGAACCAUACCCAAGGAGUUUGCUGCCAACUGGGCCAGCACCCGUAUCACGGCGAUGCCGACUGUAAUGAUGCCAGCUCCCAGUCCCACGCAGCUUGCGGCCGCAGCAGUUGCCGCAGCUGCUGCGGUCACGGACUUUGCUACACCGCCACAAUACUUGCCCCCGGUCAAACCCACCAUACCAGCCGUCCACAAGGACAGCGACAACACCCAAGCAUCCGCUCGUACUGACUCCAUAGCUGAUCGUAGACAGAAGUUUCCAGGAGAUCAUACUGCUGACAAUCAAGGUGUAGUUACCCGUUCUGUGAGACCGAUGAAUUACUUGGGCCAACCUCCAGAACCUGUGGAGCCAAUUGUCCUUCCACGAGAACCAGAACGUCCACCUCCGAUUGGACCUCGACCGGAAAUCAGGGAUGCUCCCGCACCGUAUGAAAAUGAGCGGUUUGACAAUCCGCAUCAUCCAAUGGAAAUGCGUGGUCAUGGGCCACCACGUGAAGCGAUCCCUCUCGAUCAUCCCCGACCGAUCCCGCACGCAACGGAACCGAACGUACCCUACGGCCAUCAACGAUCCAGUCGGUUUCCCCCAGACGAACGAUCUCGUCACUUUCCGGGACCUCGUGAAAGAGAAUGGUCCAAAGGUGAUGAUGGUCGGUUUUCGGUGUAUCAUCCUCCUGGUCCUCCUCCUCCAAGAAGACAGCCACCACUUCCACCACCUCCAUCGGAGAGAUAUCCACUUGCUCGUGACCAUUUUCACCCUGAACCUGGGAUGCAUCCACCAAACUACUUUCCCCCAACCAAGCGACCCCCUCCACCUGGCCCACUACCGCCAGAUAAUCGACCUAAAUACUCGCGUCAGGAUGGUCCUUGGGGUGGGCGUACUCAGUGGUAG